AUGGAGAGAGUUGAGAUAGUUGAUCGUUUGAGUUCUCUUGUGAGCUCUUCGUCCUCUUCACUUGACAAUGGAGAAGUAUAUUCUCCGAACUGCUCGUCAUUUGGUGAUCAUGCUAUGAGAAUUGCAGCUCAAAGAAUGAGAGUUCACUAUACUACUUUGCCAGCCCAUCAGAUAAGCCUGCUGAAAUCAUCAACUACAGUUAGACCUUAUGUUCGUUCGAAAGUGCCUCGGCUUCGUUGGUCACCUGAUCUUCACCGCUGUUUUGUGCAUGCAGUUGAAAGGCUUGGAGGAGAAGACAGAGCUACUCCAAAGUUGAUUUUGGAGAUCAUGAAUGUGAAGGGCCUCACCAUAUCUCAUAUAAAAAGCCAUCUUCAGAUGUACAGGAGCAUGAAGCAUGAAAAACGCAUACAAGAAGAGGCUAUAGCAGCAAAGAGGAACGAUAAGGCAAAUCCCUCGGACUCAAACAAUUCAUACUGGCUAAAUUCAAAUAAGAGUACUGCUACUCCCCCUACUUAUUGCCAAAGGAGCAAUUGGAUGAUGAGAAACAUGUACAAUAGUGCACCCUACCAAAGCAAUAGAAGCUACAUUGAAGGAAUUGAUCACAAGAAUACGAGCACCCUGGCAAAAUGGAACAAUGAGAAUUACAGACAGAAUUCUUACUUCAUAUUCACUGAUCUAGUCAAAAGAGGCAGUGAUGAUGCUCAAGAGAGCAAUGAUCAAGUGAAAGUACUGUCAUUUGUCAAUGCUGGCUGCCAAAGCAAUCAUAGUAAACCGGAAGAUUUAGGUGGUGAAACUGAAACUGGAGCAGAGAUUGAUGCUGCAAUGUCUCCAUCACUCAAAUCGUCAUCAAAGGCUUAUUAUUCGCAGCAGUUCAGGCCAAGCGACUCUGAGAAUUCAGUUGUGAAUGAUGUCUCUCUUGAACUUAGUCUUACUUAA
Rosa chinensis is the source of this 936-nucleotide messenger RNA. Its product is annotated as probable transcription factor KAN4. Gene Ontology annotation, molecular function: DNA binding; DNA-binding transcription factor activity. The transcript is spliced from 6 exons. NCBI's taxonomy places the organism in Eukaryota, Viridiplantae, Streptophyta, Magnoliopsida, Rosales, Rosaceae. The record is from RefSeq and is a predicted model, not a curated record. The coding region runs from base 1 to 936 and encodes 311 amino acids.